Molecule: messenger RNA, 1252 nt
Organism: Saccoglossus kowalevskii
Lineage: Eukaryota; Metazoa; Hemichordata; Enteropneusta; Harrimaniidae
Source: RefSeq, a predicted model, not a curated record
CGUAGGUCCAAGAGGAAAGGUGUAAAUACUUGUGGCCAAAAUGGAAGAUACAGACUCUGGCUAACGUCGUACGAGUGUCCUUACCAAUAUUAGAAUCAUGAAUAUUCUUUAUUUCUACGCCAUUGGUGUGUUACUUGUAUUCUGGGGAAUAAAUGGAGAAUUUGAACAUCCUGAGUGUGUGGUGAUAGAUUCCAAUUCCUCGGUUUGUCUUGACAUCUUCUUUGACUACUGGGAUGGCUUUCAAUCCAAUGGAUCUACAGACUAUGUAAACCACCAAUGGAUUAGGUACCUGGGGAGUGUGUAUGAUUAUAACAAUGAAGACUAUAAUCGGUGUUACAUUAGACAGGAAGCAGCCGAUGAGUCUCGCCACUGGACAAGACAUGGCUACUCAACAUGUACAUCAAAAGAUGUGAAAACUUUCAAUAAAUGGUGGGAAAAAACAUGUGAAGAUUCCUGUGGUUUAGAAGACAACUGUGGGCGAUAUUCAUUUUAUUUGGGUCAACAUUUGUGGAAAAAUUGCACUUGGAAUAAAAUUGAAAACAAACCUGACUAUGAUCUGUAUCUUCCAUGAUACACUAAGAUGUGAAAACAAUAGAUAUUUACAGUGUUAUAGCUUCCUGCAUUGACUACAUUGUAUUUACAUUAGUGUCCAUUGGUGGGAAAAAUGCUGAAUGCUGACUCCACUGAUAUUAAUAUGAUGAAUUCAAUGUAAAAUUUCAGACUUUGAUGUCAAAAGUGACUGUCAUCUGCUAAUAACUGGUAUUGACAGUUAUCAAUACAGCUUACCUCGCCUAAACUUUUUCCUUAGUGAAUAAUAUAUAUAUAACCCUAUGGAUUGGUUAGUAUACAUGUACAAAUAUAAUAUAUUACUAAUAUCUCAUGUAGAUGUCAUAGACAGUUUCUUCCUGACAAGAAUUUUCAGUUAAGUUAUAUAAUUGAUAUGUUACUUUGAAUGUACAUACUGUACUCGUCCAACACCUUGGUACUCAGCUCAAAAAAUCAUGUGUGGGCGCUUGGCCGAGCAUGACCCCAAAAAUAGAAGCAUCCCAAAAGUGUGAGUUGAACGCUUAGUCAAGCAUGGCCACUAAGUUGGAGGAGUAUGAUAUAUCUUUUGUAACAUCUCAUUAUUUAUACAUUUGUACAUUGCCCUACAUACUGGUAUGCUAGUUCUGUGCCCUUAUGUUUAUCUACUCUUUUUUUUUUUAUUACAUUAUGUAAAUAAAUAAAUAGACAAGGACAUUUUGGGAAUAUA